AUGCCUACCCCGCUCGAUCGAGCUUUGAAUUCCAAGAACCUCUUCCUUGGGUUUGCGGGCAUGGUCACAGCAGUAGCGGCCUAUUCAAUCUGGGGCUCCGAUGUGUUUCCCGCCGAAACCGAUCCCACCGGAAAUCCUGAAAAUUGGACAGCCGAAGAUAUGAGACGAUGGCUUCGGGCACGAGGGCUCAUGCCACAUGAGAAUGCGACGCGGGACGAGUUGCUGGAGCGAGUCAAAGCCAAUCUGCGCAUUCCGCGCAAGUCGGCCCCAGCAGCGUGA
This is a messenger RNA of Penicillium maclennaniae, 279 nucleotides long. Its product is annotated as Ish1 domain-containing protein. The record is from RefSeq and is a predicted model, not a curated record. The transcript is spliced from 5 exons. Lineage: Eukaryota; Fungi; Ascomycota; Eurotiomycetes; Eurotiales; Aspergillaceae. The coding region runs from base 1 to 279 and encodes 92 amino acids.